This is a messenger RNA of Chironomus riparius, 1018 nucleotides long. The record is from the annotation of a GenBank genome assembly. Lineage: Eukaryota; Metazoa; Arthropoda; Insecta; Diptera; Chironomidae.
AGUCACAGUUUUAUUUCUCAUGUGUUGAUAUGUGGAAGAUAUUCUGCUGCAUUUUUAUUUUAAGUUCUUCAAAGAUUUCAUGUCUACAAGACCUUUCAGAAUUCGCACUGGAAGAUCACACAGUAGACAUAAAUGCUGAAGAUGAAAUAAUUAGUGAAUGUGGAGCAAUUAGUGAACCGACUGGAUUGAUUCAAGGUGGAAAUUACUCACAACGUAAUGAAUUUCCUUGGAUGGCAAUAAUUUCUGUAGAAAGUCACAGAAUCAAGUCACACAAAGGAUCAGGAAGUUUAAUAUCUAAAAGACACAUUAUUGCUAAAGCUCGUGCAGUCUCAACUCUCGAAAGUACUAGAUUGUGGAAGCCAGUGGACCCAAAAAAUGUUGAAAUUUAUUUAGGAACAAAAAAGUUUGCAGACUUAAGUGCUGAAGGAUCCUUAAAAGUUGGCGCAUUAAAAAUCCAAAGCUAUCCAAAUGCAAGAAAAGUUUCAAUAAGUUUCAGUAUUUUCAACUUUGCGGUCAUUACACUCGACCAGGAUAUAAGUUUUAAUGACUUUAUACGUCCGAUUUGUUUGUGGAAUUUUGACGCCGAUUUUGAGAAAGAAAUUAUUGGAAAAACAACGUAUGCUGUCGGAUAUGGCGUCGAUGAGACAGGUGCUAUAAGUCUCAAACGUAAACAUGCCAGCACGACUAUUACUGAUGAUGCAACAUGCCAAUAUGAAUAUAAUACGGAACUAGAACAAGGUUCAGAAUCAAAAUUUUUCUGCAUUUUAGGAACUGACAAUAAUAAUAAUGGACCAUGUCACUAUGAUAGUCAAUUAUAUAUUAAGGUCAUGUCUACAUGGUAUUUGAAGGGAAUUAUGUGCUCGGCAAGAAUGUAUUUUGGAUUUAAAAUUUGUGCUGUAUCUUAUCCGAUACUUGUUGAGGAUAUAUCGCCUUAUGUAGAAUGGAUUAAUAAGGAAAUAAAGUAAAAUUUUUAAGAAGUUCAAAAAUUAUUAAAAAUAAAAUUUGAAAAAUUAAUUUU